Brassica napus (rape) is the source of this 857-nucleotide messenger RNA. RefSeq lists its product as uncharacterized. Gene Ontology annotation, biological process: regulation of DNA-templated transcription. The coding region runs from base 302 to 754 and encodes 150 amino acids. Gene Ontology annotation, cellular component: nucleus. NCBI's taxonomy places the organism in Eukaryota, Viridiplantae, Streptophyta, Magnoliopsida, Brassicales, Brassicaceae. The record is from RefSeq and is a predicted model, not a curated record. Gene Ontology annotation, molecular function: sequence-specific DNA binding; DNA-binding transcription factor activity. The transcript is spliced from 3 exons.
UAUAGUACUAUAAUAUGAAGACAUUAUAUAAUUUAUUUGUCAAACUAUCUAGAAUCAGAAAUCAAUACAACACGAGAUAUAUAAUCUUAGACUCACUUUCAAUUUCAAAUAACCUCUAGUCCGCUAAUUUUACUAUUUCUAAUCUUAUUUGGUUUUUGAUGUUUCAAUAAGCUCAUCACCAAGAUGUAUGUUCGUGCUAAACGACAAAAAGAUGUGUGUAUAUAUAGAUCCCGAGAUAUAUUCUUUAAAGCUCAAAAAAUAAUAAUCUUUAUCUCAAAGAGCUCAAAUUAUUGAGAAAGCUAUGGUGGCUCGUGGACAAAAGAAGAGGGCACGCCAAGAGAAGCCUCAUUUCCUUAAUCCCAGACACUCUAAACUUAGUAACCAUGAACAGAGCAUGGUCGAUAGCGAAGCUCUUUUAUACAUAAUCAUGCUCAAACUCAAAAUAGAAGCUCUGCAAAGGAAAGCUGAAGUUUUCAAGAUCAUCAAAAGAGAACCUUUACACCAGUUUCAGGAUGUAAAGGUGGAGAAGAUUGGGGAAAAGUUCCAAGUAAAGAUAAAAAGUCUAAAGGGAGACGAUAAGCUUAUUAACAUUCUUGAAGCAUUUGAAGAAAUGGGGUUGAGUGUAGCUCAAGCAAGGGCUUCAUGCCAAGAUACAUUUGUCAUGGAAGCAAUUGUUGUACCUCAAUCCAAAGACAAGCUGUGGAGCGUAGAUGAUAUGACCGAUACUCUGGUUAAAGCACUUUACCCACUGUAAUAAUAUAUUGGAAAAGGGAACUAAAGAAGAAAAAAAGAAGCUCAAGAAUGUAAUUCUUAUUUUCGAAUUGGGACUUUGAAUAUAUAUGUCGUUUUGAAACUCA